AUGAUUUUGGACCCUGUCAAGGGCACAGUCUUCCUCUGUCUCACUGGUCUUGGCGCUGCUGGAAACAUCUUAGUUCUGGUGAGUUACAUGCACAUGUUCCAAAGCACCGAGAAGAAACCUAUCCACCUGAUUCUUGCUCACUUGGCACUGACAAAUAUCAUCAUGCUUCUGUCAAAAGGGAUGCCAAGGACCAUAGAAGCCUUUAAUUUUGGAAACUUCUUAGAUGAUACUACUUGUAAAAUUGUUGUUUACCUGGCAAGAGUGUCCCGGGGCCUUUCACUCUGCACCAGCAGUCUCCUCACGGUGGUCCAGGCCAUCACCAUCAGUCCCAAACAGUCCAUAUGGCAGAGGCUCAAACUAAGGACUCCACGGCACAUCAUCUCCUCGCUGCUGUUCCUGUGGAUACUCAAUUCCUUAAUCAGUAUGAACUUACCAUAUUACAUUAAAAACAUCAACAGUGUGAACAUAACACAGGUUAAAAAAAGUAGCAACUAUUGCUAUUUUCUGCCAGAAAGCUGGAUAACAAGAUGGAUUUUUCUCACCCUCAUGGUCCUGAGAGAUGCAGUGUUUCAGGGUGCCAUGGGAGGGGCCAGCGGCUACCUGGUAUUUCUUCUCCACAAGCACCACCAGCAUGUCCUCUACCUUCAGAACUGCAAGAUUCUCUACAGAACUCCCCCUGAGCUGAGAGCUGCUCAAAGUGUCCUCCUUCUGAUGGUGUGCUUUCUUUUCUUUAAUUGGGCAGAUUGUUUUAUUUCUUUAUACAUUACUUUGACGAUAGAGAAUUAUUCCACAGAAGUUUAUAUUCCAGAGUUCCUAACCAUUAGUUAUGCAGUUCUCAGCCCCUUCAUGCUGAUUCACAGAGAUGGACAUCUGACUAAAUGCUGUUAUAUUCAGUAA
Messenger RNA from Psammomys obesus (fat sand rat), 897 nucleotides. RefSeq names its product putative vomeronasal receptor-like protein 4. Gene Ontology annotation, molecular function: pheromone receptor activity. Gene Ontology annotation, biological process: G protein-coupled receptor signaling pathway. The coding region runs from base 1 to 897 and encodes 298 amino acids. The record is from RefSeq and is a predicted model, not a curated record. Lineage: Eukaryota; Metazoa; Chordata; Mammalia; Rodentia; Muridae. Gene Ontology annotation, cellular component: membrane. The transcript has a single exon.